GAGGAGGAGGGUAUAGGUAGCGGGCGUGGGAAAGAUGUUUGCUCGAGCUCCUGCACAUGCGUCGUGACUUGUGAAGCUUCAGUCUGUGUCAUAGCAACCAGAGAGGACAACAUGGCAAAACCAACAACCAUAAAAGAAGCCCUUGUGAAAUGGGAGGAGAAGGCAGGAGAGAAGGUGGGGGAGGCGAAAGCAGUCAAGCUGUAUGGUCAGAUUCCUCCUAUUGAGAAGAUGGAUGCUUCUCUCUCCACCCUCAUCAACUGCGAGAAAUUGUCCCUGUCUACAAACUGCAUUGAGAAAAUUGCCAACUUGAAUGGCCUCAAAAACCUACGGAUAUUAUCACUAGGGCGGAACAACAUCAAAAAUCUAAACGGACUGGAGGCUGUUGGUGACACGCUAGAGGAACUGUGGAUUUCCUACAACCUGAUAGAGAAGCUAAAAGGAAUUCAUGUUAUGAAGAAGCUCAAGGUCCUCUACAUGUCUAACAACCUAGUCAAGGAGUGGGCUGAGUUCGUGAAGCUAGCUGACCUUCCAUCCUUAGUGGACAUGGUGUUUGUUGGAAACCCCCUGGAGGAGAAGUACUCCGCUGAGGGGAACUGGCUAGAAGAGGCCACCAAGAGGCUGCCCAAGCUGAAGAAACUAGAUGGGAACCCAGUGAUCAAGGCGGAUGAUGAUGACGAGGGAGACAGUUAACACAAUCUAUUUAAUCUCUUACAGUUUACAGAUUGUUGUUUUUAAAAUAUUUUUAUUGAAAUGGUUUCUAUACCAGCAUCAUUGAGAAUCAAUCCACCAGGCAAUAUCCUAUUGUCCUAUUUGAUCUCUUUUUAGAUGUUGAAUAAGCUCAUUCCACUGGUUGGGAGAUGACCUCUCAUAGAAGCACAUUGCUGAAACUUUUACAGCUCCAUGGAUUUCAUGAAAUAAAAAGUAAUACGAAAGAGGUAGAACAGUUACAAUGUUUGAUGUGUGUAGUACAGGGGGGCAAAAAAGUAUUUAGUCAGCCAUCAAUUGUGCAAGUUCUCCCACUUAAAAAGAUGAGGCCUGUAAUUUUCAUCAUAGGUACACUUUCAACUAUGACAGACAAAAUGAGAAAAAAAAUCCAGAAAAUCACAUUGUAGGAUUUUAAAUUUAUUUAUUUGCAAAUUAUGGUGGAAAAUAAGUAUUUGGUCAAUAACAAAAGUUUAUCUCAAUACUUUGUUAUAUACCCUUUGUUGGCAAUGACAGAGGUCAAACGUUUUCUGUAAGUCUUCACAAGGUUUUCACACACUGUUGCUGGUAUUUUGGCCCAUUCCUCCAUGCAGAUCUCCUCUAGAGCAGUGAUGUUUUGGGGCUGUUGCUGGGCAACACGGACUUUCAACUCCCUCCACAGAUUUUCUAUGGGGUUGAGAUCUGGAGACUGGCUAGGCCACUCCAGGACCUUGAAAUGCUUCUUACGAAGCCACUCCUUCGUUGCCUGGGCGGUGUGUUUGGGAUCAUUGUCAUGCUGAAAGACCCAGCCACGUUUCAUCUUCAAUGCCCUUGCUGAUGGAAGGAGGUUUUCACUCAAAAUCUCACGAUACAUGGCCCCAUUCAUUCUUUCCUUUACACGGAUCAGUCGUCCUGGUCCCUUUGCAGAAAAACAGCCCCAAAGCAUGAUGUUUCCACCAUCAUGCUUCACAGUAGGUAUGGUGUUCUUUGGAUGCAACUCAGCAUUCUUUGUCCUCCAAACACAACGAGUUGAGUUUUUACCAAAAAGUUAUAUUUUGGUUUCAUCUGACCAUAUGACAUUCUCCCAAUCUUCUUCUGGAUCAUCCAAAUGCUCUCUAGAAAACUUUAGAUGGGCCUGGACAUGUGUCCCCCUGCUUAAGCCAGUACGUCUGGCACUGCAGGAUUUGAGUCCCUGGCGGCGUAGUGUGUUACUGAUGGUAGGCUUUGUUACUUUGGUCCCAGCUCUCUGCAGGUCAUUCACUAGGUCCUCCCGUGUGGUUCUGGGAUUUUUGCUCACCGUUCUUGUGAUCAUUUUGACCCCACAGGGUAAGAUCUUGCGUGGAGCCCCAGAUCGAGGGAGAUUAUCAGUUGUCUUGUAAGUCUUCCAUUUCCUAAUAAUUGCUCCCACAGUUGAUUUCUUCAAACCAAGCUGCUUACCUAUUGCAGAUUCAGUCUUCCCAGCCUGGUGCAGGUCUACAAUUUUGUUUCUGGUGUCCAUUGACAGCUCUUUGGUCUUGGCCAUAGUGGAGUUUGGAGUGUGACUGUUUGAGGUUGUGGACAGGUGUCUUUUAUACUGAUAACAAGUUCAAACAGGUGCCAUUAAUACAGGUAACGAGUGGAGAACAGAGGAGCCUCUUAAAGAAGAAGUUACAGGUCUGUGAGAGCCAAAAAUCUUGCUUGUUUGUAGGUGACCAAAUAUGUAUUUUCCACCAUCAUUUGCAAAUAAAUUCAUAAAAAAUCCUACAAUGUGAUUUUCUGGAUUUUUUAAAAUCAAUUUGUCUGUCAUAGUUGAAGUGUACCUCUGAUGAAAAUUACAGGCCUCUCAUCUUUUUAAGUGGGAGAACUUGCACAAUUGGUGGCUGGCUAAAUACUUUUUUUGCCCCACUGUAUGUCACUCUUGCACUUAUGAAACAGCCUCCUCUGAGGUAACUACACAAACAUUCUAAAAGGUACAUGCCCAUUGUUCUUGUCUAUCAGCCGGCUGUCUAGCCUGGGGACAAGGUUACAUUCCCAUUCGUGAGCAAGACAUUUGUAUUUAUUUUUAAGCUCCAAAAAGCACAUUUACAUUUUUGUAUGGGUGCUGAUGGUCAUAUUUUCUCACGAUUCCUGACUCUCACUCGGCUUGCAUGCAUUAAGGACCUCACACUCGGCUUGCAUGCAUCAAGACCUCACACUCGGCUUGCAUGCAUCAAGGACCACACACUCGGCUUGCAUGCAUCAAGGACCACACACUCGGCUUGCAUGCAUCAAGGACCACACACUCGGCUUGCAUGCAUCAAGGACCACACACUCGGCUUGCAUGCAUCAAGGACCUCACACUCGGCUUGCAUGCAUCAAGGACCUCACACUCGGCUUGCAUGCAUCAAGGACCUCGCACUCGGCUUGCAUGCAUCAAGGACCUCGCACUCGGCUUGCAUGCAUAAAGCACCUCGCACUCGGCUUGCAUGCAUAAAGCACCUCGCACUCGGCUUGCAUGCAUCAAGGACCUCGCACUCGGCUUGCAUGCAUCAAGGACCUCGCACUCGGCUUGCAUGCAUCAAGGACCUCGCACUCGGCUUGCAUGCAUAAAGCACCUCGCACUCGGCUUGCAUGCAUAAAGCACCUCGCACUCGGCUUGCAUGCAUAAAGCACCUCGCACUCGGCUUGCAUGCUUCAAGCACCUCGCACUCGGCUUGCAUGCAUAAAGGACGUUAGAUUCGGACCUGUAUGCAGCCUUCAAGGAGGAAUAUGAGGUUGCACACAAAACGGGGUGAAGGCCAGGGGAGAACAAUUUGAAGUAUUUUCUGUGCAUGGAGGAAUACUGUAUUUUAAAAAGAUGGAAGAACUAAAUAUAUAUAUUUAGCUCUAGUCUUAGCUAAUAGCACUUUUUUUUCUUAAGUUUGUAUAUUUAUUAGGCAUGGUUUGUAUAAAAUAAAUAUAUACCGAGAUGUUUAUGAUUUUUUUUUAAAUGGCAUUUUAAAUGUUGAAAUUUGGUAUGUUGCAUUAAAAACUAUUGAAGUCA
This is a messenger RNA of Oncorhynchus masou masou (cherry salmon), 3682 nucleotides long. It is a transcript of the gene dnal1, whose product is annotated as dynein, axonemal, light chain 1. Gene Ontology annotation, molecular function: dynein heavy chain binding; alpha-tubulin binding. Lineage: Eukaryota; Metazoa; Chordata; Actinopteri; Salmoniformes; Salmonidae. The transcript is spliced from 8 exons. Gene Ontology annotation, cellular component: cytoplasm. Gene Ontology annotation, biological process: outer dynein arm assembly. The record is from RefSeq and is a predicted model, not a curated record. The coding region runs from base 112 to 690 and encodes 192 amino acids.